Messenger RNA from Cannabis sativa, 465 nucleotides. RefSeq names its product egg cell-secreted protein 1.4-like. Lineage: Eukaryota; Viridiplantae; Streptophyta; Magnoliopsida; Rosales; Cannabaceae. Gene Ontology annotation, biological process: double fertilization forming a zygote and endosperm. The transcript has a single exon. The record is from RefSeq and is a predicted model, not a curated record. The coding region runs from base 1 to 465 and encodes 154 amino acids.
AUGGCUGUCGUCGUUUUACUUUCAUGGCCAGUGCUGAUCGACAACAACAUAGUCGAGGCCAGAAGAGAUUUUCCGGCCACAAUGACGGCAGCAGUGGCCUCCGUUACUGGAAAAGAAAAGAACAAUUUUCAUAACAUUAGAGAAAGACUUGAGACUAGCGGAGGUCUAGUGGAGUGCUGGACGGCUCUGCUGGAGCUGAAGUCGUGCUCGAAUGAGAUUGUGCUCUUUUUUCUCAAUGGCCAGACCAAUAUCGGACACGACUGCUGCAGAUCUGUCGUCUUCAUCGCUCGCAACUGCUGGCCAGCCAUGCUUACCUCCUUAGGGUUUACUGUCCAGGAAGGUGACAUUCUCCAAGGCUACUGUGAUGCAAUAGCAGCUGCACCGCCGCCACCUGCCGCUGUUCCUUCACCAUCACCAGCUCCUUCUGUCGUUCCGCCUCUUGCUAAAACCACCUUGUUCGAUUAG